UGCAAAGUGAGACCGUUAUCCAGCCGAAACGUUGCACUUGAUACCAAAAAUGGAGAAAGACCGGCGGUUCAAUUUAAAACUCUUGGUGCCUCCGCUGAUGAAUAACAGCCAGGUGACCGCAGUUCGACCCCAAGAAAGUGUCGAGACCGAAACUGAGCUGGGUCCCAGUAAAUACUUUGUUAAAGAGCAGACGACUCUACCUCCACUUAACAGAAGUGUGGUCGCCCCGACUCAACCAAGUACACACGAUUGUCUCAAGAUGAAAGUGGCCCCAACAGAGAAAGAGGAGAGCAACUGUACUCCCGGACAGCUUUGCUCCAAAAUGUUUGAGGAGGUGGAGAAAAUCAAAUGCUGGAAAGUCAAAGUGGUCUGUGAUGCCGCUCAAAGCGAGAGGAAACUUCAGGAGAACAAAAGAACAAUUGAAAGUCAGCGCAAAGCCAUUCAGGAGUUGCAGUUUCAAAAUGAAGGUCUCAGCAUCAAAUUUGAGGAGCAGAUGAGUGAAAAUGAGGAUUUGCAGAACAAACACAACGCAACCCGCAACUUGUGUAAUCUGCUGAAAGAAACCUUUGAGCGGUCGGCAGACAAAAUGCAAUUAUUUGAAUCCGAGCGUGAGGAGACGCAUCACCUUCUAAUGGAAAACACUGACAGUGUUCAGAAAUUAAUUGCAGCAUUCGAUCAUCUUCGUAUUCAAGCCGAAGCCCAGCAGAAAGAAAUGCAGACUGUCAAAGAGGAUUUGCAGAAAUAUGAAGAGCUCAAACAAAAGGAUGAAGAAAAAUACACCCUAAAAGAAAAAGAGGUGGUGACACUUAAAGCUAGACUUCAGGAUAAAGACGGUGAACUCGGAAAACUCCAAAGUAUCCUCCACUAUACUCAAAAUCAAUGCAAACUACUUCAAGAGGCCACAACUCAACAAAGUGAGGAACUGAAAAGCUCCAAAAUGGAGCAGGAGUCCCUUCUCAAAAAACUACACUCAGCAGAGCAGCGCUGUGAAGAAAGCGAGGCAAGCCGAGAAGCCAUGGAUGUCGUGCUGAGACACUACAAAGAGGAGCACGCGCAGAUCCUCAGCAGCAAAGAUUUAAGCUUACAAGAGGUUCAUCGAGUUAAAAAUGAACAAGCCGAGGUGCUCAAGCAAGUUCAGGCAACCCUUGUGGAGCUGCAGAAUUCAUUAGACUCUGAGGAGCGAAGGGCUAAGGACUGUGAGGAAAAACUAAUGGUGCAAAAACAAGAACUUGAAAGGAGUAACAAACUUCUAGGAGAAGUUGAAGAGCAAAGUGCCAGAAAAGACGAGCAAAUCACAAUCCUUCAGACUGAAUUGGAGAAAUGUUUGAACUCAUUGGAGCUCAUCAAGGGAAAAGCUGAUGUCUUUCAAGUCAAAGUAAAGGAUCUCCAAGCUGAGCUUUCAGAAAAAACUAUCCAAGCCGAGCUCGUCAUGGGUGAGGCAAAGACUAUCCGUGCAGACAACGAAAAGCUCAAGAAAGCUGGCGAAAAGGCAGAAGAGGUUUUCAUGGAGAAGCACAGCAUCACUGAGAGCAAAGUGCACGAACUGGAGGAAAAGUUGUCCAGUGAAAUGAAGAAAACCAAAGAGUGCAGCGUCGAGAUAGCGCAGCUCAAGACCGAACUUGCACAGCAAGAAGUCAGGCACAAAGAUCUGCUGUCUAACCUAAAUAAGGUUCAUUGUGAGAAGACAGCUGUUGAGCAGCAGUUUGAGAGAAUGUCCUCUAACAUGGAAGUCAUCACGACAAACAUGAAGGUGAGUGAGGACCAGGUGGUGACGCUCACAAAGGGAACGCAGAAGCUUGAAGAAGAAAACCAACGUUUACGGGCGGAAGUACACACCAUGAGAAGUCUAACCCCAAAACAGUGUGAAGAAAUAAAGAUGUUUCAAAAUAAAAUGGAAGAUAAUUUUGAGAUUUUGCAAGAGAAGAUUUUACAAACAGAAGGACAGCUCGAAGCCGCGGAAGCGAAGUGCUCCUACCUCGUGAAGAAAAUUCGAUCUCACCGUAAAGCAAGGGAAUAUGAGAAAGAGAUUAAAAAGUAUAAGACAGAAAUGGCAAAACAUCUCGCGAAAUACAGUCAUCUUGAAAAUAAGAUGAGCAGGCUGAACGAGGAGUCCCAGAACCAGAAAAGGCAACUGGAGGAAAAGCAGCAGAAGCUGCUUGACGAUCUUCAAGCCAAAUCCUCAUUUGCAGCUGAGCUUGACAUUAAGAUGCAAGAGCUGCGAUUAACAGCAGCCGAAGCCGUCAAAAGCAGAGAGGACGCCGAACUCAAGUGUCAAAAUAAGACUGCCGAUAUGGUCGCACUGAUGGAAAAACACAAAAGUCAAUAUGACCGUGUGGUCAAAGAAAAGGAUGCAGAACUGGACGAAAGGAAGGAGAGUGAGGCAGAGGCAGUUGGCGCAAGGAAGUCGCUGGAGAUGGAAGUCUCCAAGCUCAAGACCGAAAACAAUCAAUUGAAGAAAGAGUUGAUGACUGAGAAGGACAACUUUCAGAAGGAGUCAAGUCAUCUGAAGGAAGAAUUGUCAUCACUGAAACUAUCCCGGCUGUCCCAAGAAAAGAACACUAUGGCAAGUACCGUCAACAUGAAAGAUAAAGGGAGAGGUACAGAUACACCAAGAAGCUGGUCUUCAAAGUUGAAUGUGUUCGACUUCUCCAAGGAGUCCGAUUUUGGAUCCAUCGUAAUGUCUGGGGAAAAAACACCAAAGAAAAAGGAACUCCACCAUGAAGACAUUGCUUCUCCGGGAAGUGGGACAAAGUGGGCCGGCAGAACGGAAAAAAUUAAAACCUACAGAAUAAGGACGCCCCCUAGUGCCGAAAAGCCAGGAAGCUGGGUAAGGAGAGUCAUGGAGCUGGAGCCCAAGCCUGACAGCUCUGAUCCAAACAAUAUUUCGACUGUUAAAAAUGCACCAGCAUCCCACUUGUCAAUUCCCAACUCAAAAUGCAACCCGCUCAAAAAGAGCCCUGCUUCUGCCAAGUCACCAGGAACCUCCCUGAAGUCAGCGGCCAUCAAGAGAAUGCGUGACGCUGGCUGGAUCGCCGUCUUUGGCAGUGAGCAAAAGAAGAGAAAGACUCGAGCAAAGAUAUUUUCAUAAAUUGCCCCAUUUCAGGGGGGCGUUACUCGCAGUUCAUCAGUUAAGUGUUCAAUUCCAACUUUGAUAUCCAAACUUUUGGUGGUGGGAAUGUAGUAAAAAUGUGGUUGUGGUUAAAGAAAUAUACUGGGAAAAGGUAUAGUUUUGUAGUUGUUUUUCAAGUAGUAUUUUCAUAAGCAUAGCAGUGGUAUUGUAGUUGUCAAAGUUUGCGAGUGUAGUAAUAAUUCCAGUUAGUUAUUAAGUGAUGUAUGCUGUAGUGGUAGUCACAGUUUGCUCGUGGAGUUCCGCCACACAACACUAGGUACCAGUUAUUGCAGUAGUCAUAGUAAUGUAUUAGUAUGGAAGGAUUUCAUAUUUGCAUGUUUUAUCAGUAUAAAUGUGAUAUGUGAAGAAAAGGCUUAUUUGAGUUUUCAAAUGUGAACUGUACACUAUUCAUGAGUUCACUGACAGAAAUCAAAUAAAGAUGAAUGCUAAAUUGAAGUCUGCA
Messenger RNA from Syngnathoides biaculeatus (alligator pipefish), 3572 nucleotides. It is a transcript of the gene sycp1, whose product is annotated as synaptonemal complex protein 1. Gene Ontology annotation, cellular component: male germ cell nucleus; synaptonemal complex; transverse filament. The record is from RefSeq and is a predicted model, not a curated record. Lineage: Eukaryota; Metazoa; Chordata; Actinopteri; Syngnathiformes; Syngnathidae. The transcript is spliced from 34 exons. Gene Ontology annotation, biological process: meiotic DNA repair synthesis; synaptonemal complex assembly; lateral element assembly. Bases 50 to 3088 code for a protein of 1012 amino acids. Gene Ontology annotation, molecular function: double-stranded DNA binding.